CCGAGAAGCCCAAACCGCGAGGCUUUUUCAUUUUCCCCUGUUUUCCCCCGCCGGCGCCGACUAGUCUUUCAUCAAUCUCUGUUAACCGCUGACAUAGACCGCUCAAUUCAUAACCGAAGAGGGUUCCAAGUCUUAGUCUACGGAGCACACAGUCAACUGAGUCAAGGCCGGUCGAGGGGACGACGAUUCGUACUCUCCUGCUCGCGGAUGUUGGAUCUUCAGCUUCCUAGCGGCAAUGGCAGCAGCAGAAGACCAUAAUCCUUUCUCAUCUCUCCUCUAAACGCACAAUCUUUGAGUCGUCGAUAUAACGCAUUGGAUUGGAUUGGAUUGGAUUGGAUCGCGGCUGUUGAAUACUGUGAAAGAUUUGCAGAAUUGAAGGCUUUUUCAAAGUUCAAAGAUUGACUUUACCAACAAUCUGCUGAGCGAUGGAUGGGCAAGUGCUGAACAGUUCUCAGGCGAAUUAUGUGGAUGAUUAUUGGGAUGAGGAGCAACUGUUACUUCACUAUCAUUUCUUUGGUGAAGCUGGCCACCCACAACAUGGAAACCCUCAAUUCCCAAUUGAUGAAGCUUUAGCUAGGCAAUUGCAGGAGGGUGAUUGGGACAGUCCGGUUGAUGAAGCACUCGCCAGACAGUUGCAGGAGCUAGAUGGUGUUUGGGAUGGAACGGAUGAUGAUGCUCUAGCUUUACAGUUGCUGGAGAUGCAGAAUUCAUUGGGAACAAUGUCGUUGAGCAGACCUCGUAGAACCGCAACAAGACCAGAGAAAACUCUCCAUGGAUCAAGUUCUUCUUCGGCUGCAAAUCAGGACAACAUUGACAUUGAUAAUAUGACGUACGAGGAAAUUAGUCAGUUACAAGAGUCGAUCGGUGAAGUCAGCAAAGGUCUGUCGAAGGAAGUAAUGUCCAGGUUGCCAACUUACAAAUACAAAUCUUCAAGGAGAGGAAGAAAGUUGAAAGACGAUGACAUAAAGUGUGUGAUAUGCCAAACCGAGUUCAGCAAUGGGGAUAAGCUGAUCGCUUUGUCAUGUCUGCACAAAUUUCACGACGAGUGUAUCAGAGGCUGGUUCAAAAACGAAAAGACUUGCUGCAUUUGCAAGGAGGAGGUCGACGUUUGAUUUCGGGUUAUCGGAUUCUCGACAGAAGAGAUCCACUUGAUUUCUACCGUCCUGUUUUCUGUAUAACAAUUAGAGUGCAGUUCUUUCAUGCUGUUCAAUAUCUCUUCUCUUCUUAUAAACAAGUCCAGCUUCAUUCUGAUAAGCACUAUCGUUCAUGUAAUGGAUAGAGAAUGAGGAUCACUGGAGCUGCUCAGAACUUGAUAGCUAGCUAUAACAGGGCAGGUGUUAGUGUUGGUAAUGUUGUUUAUAAGGUUCUCUUUCGACUCUUUCCCAACUCUUAGACGGCCAUAAAGCAGAGUAAUUUGAAAAAGGAACAUUGUUAAUUAGCUAA
This is a messenger RNA of Linum tenue, 1443 nucleotides long. The record is from the annotation of a GenBank genome assembly. NCBI's taxonomy places the organism in Eukaryota, Viridiplantae, Streptophyta, Magnoliopsida, Malpighiales, Linaceae.